AAGAGCAACUGUAUGCAAUCUUGGAAUUUAAUGAUGAAAGAGGGAAUGUUCAAAAAAGGCUAGGCUCAGAAUGGGAUGAAAUUAUGAUAGAAGAAAGAGAUAUUAGACGAACGAAUGAAGAAAUAAUAUUAUACAAUGAAGGACCUGUUGCAGAUCUUAUUUUGGCACAAGAGGAAGACAACCGAUCUAUAUCAGAUCUAUUUGAUUAUUACUAUGAAAAAGGAAGCUGCUCUAAUAUUAAAUAUAAUAUAGGGGAAGUAGAAGAUGACCAAAGAAAGCAGUUGUUGGAGUUACUUAGAGAAAAUCCUGAUCUUUGUGCUCAAGAUAUUUCUAAUACUAUUGAAUUUCUUGAUAGGCAAGGAGACCAGGUUCCUAUUAAUUUAGCACCAGAAAUUAAUGAUGAUUUGUUAGAAACUCGUAUGCCUCUUUUUAUUGAAGAUCUUCACCGAAUCGGUGACCCUGCGAAAGAACUCUGUAAGGUUGAAGGUACAAGUUGGAACCAACAGAUGGAUUAUCUUUGUAUUCAGAUCCAACUCUGUCAGUUAGAUCGUGCUAUCCUGCUCCAGCAUUACUAUCAGUUGGGAGAAAGAUUAGCAAUGCAUAAUUGGGACAAAGAAGUUAAAAGAGAAAUGAAGGAUUGA
Molecule: messenger RNA, 641 nt
Organism: Racocetra persica
Lineage: Eukaryota; Fungi; Glomeromycota; Glomeromycetes; Diversisporales; Gigasporaceae
Source: the annotation of a GenBank genome assembly